Molecule: messenger RNA, 927 nt
Organism: Punctularia strigosozonata HHB-11173 SS5
Lineage: Eukaryota; Fungi; Basidiomycota; Agaricomycetes; Corticiales; Punctulariaceae
Exons: 4
Coding region: 1-927 (308 amino acids)
Source: RefSeq, a predicted model, not a curated record
AUGGUCAGGCAGUGCUCUCUGUCCCGGUUGGUCGCCGCAAAGCUGUCAAGCUUGCGUCGAACGAAAGCAUAUCGUAACUUCGGCGACAUUUGGAGGCCGAUUCUGCCCCACCUUCCCCUGGAUGUCCGAUUCAUAGCGUUCAAUCAGCGGGGGUACGACGGGUCGUCCCCGUCUCUUGAAGGCAGCGGCAUGCCUAAGCGGCAGAUGACAGAGGAAUACGCCACUGGUUUCGCGUUGUUCAUUGACCAUAUCGUGCACACCCUCGGGCUGCCGUCGACUUCGGAUGGAGGAGGGAUCAUCCUCUUAGCCUGGUCCAAAGGCUCCGUCCUAACUACAGCGCUCCUCUCCCGGAUGCUCGAUCCGACCCAGCCUCCCCUUCCUUCCCCCAUCCACACGCACCUCGCGGCCGUGCUUCUCUUUGAGCCCCCCAGCUCACUCCUCGCCCGACGCACGCCCGACCUCGACAGCGCCCUCGGCCCGCCAGGCAGCACCCCCGCCGAGGCCGCCUCUUCUUUCCUCGGGUGGUGCGCGUCCAACCCUCUGUCGGACGAACAAGCGGCCCUGGCGCGCGCCGCGUUCGAGCCCCGCAACAUCACGCACGGGUUCGAGUGGGGGCUUGCGGCUGAGACAGCGGCGCGCACGCUGCGCGACGCUGCGGUGCCGAUCGGUCUGCUCGUCGGCACGGCGACGCGCGGGUAUUUCGUCGAUGCGGCGGGGGCGAUCGCUCGGGCUUGGAGCGGUGCCCCGAACGCGCGCGUGCGGGUCGGGCUAGAAGGGGCCGAUCACGUCGCUAUGGUCGCGAUGCCAGAGCGGUUUGCCAGAGCGGUGGUUAGUGUCAGCGAGACGGUGGCGCCUGGUAAGCUCAGUCAAGAUGGUGUCAAGCAGUGUAGAAAGCGCAAGUACAACAGUCCCUACGCAGCGUUUUGA